AGGUGGUCUUUUUUAGCUUCAUUUCAGGGACGCUGGGGCUGUCCCUAUAUUCAUACAUGUCAGGCAUGAAUGUUUCUUCUUUAGACUUGGAUGAGCCCACGUCUCAACGGGUGCUUUGUCUCUCAGAAUGGCCCCAGCGCUACGACAGAGUUUUUGCUUUGAGCACUUGGAACAAUCCAGAGGACGAGGUGCUCUUUCAGGUUCCCGGACAUAACCAGGAGUUUCUGGCGCAGUAUUUCUGCAAGGCUCCAGAUUUGGAUCUGGCUUGCAGGGACGUCAAGCUGCGUACCCAAGACUUGGGCACACCGUUGGCCAUGGCAAUGGGCGGUUCGGGUGGCCAGUACUAUGACAUUUUAGGUGUUUGGGCGAUGCUGUGGCUGGUUCUGACUUUUGUGGCCUGGUUGGGCGUCACGAUCCACGACCUGGCUCUGAUCGGUCAGACGCAGAAGGUGAACGCCAUCCUGGAGCUCAGCCUGUAUGACGACCGUGGUGGACAACAAGGUCGGGGACUGCUUGUGCUUACCGGACGUGGCAUGGAGGACAAUGAGAAGGAAGGUCAGACAUGGAUUGGAUGGUUCCUUGCCGUGGAGGACGAUUACUACGCAUGGUGGGUGUCAAAUCACUACCCGGUGAAAUCGAUUCCAUUCCAUUUUUGUGCCAUACAGGCCCACCGGUGCUCAGUCCCCACACUAUACAGGGAGCCGAUCCAUGUUGACGUCUUUCGAGUUCUUCCUGGGGACUCCUACCAGGAUUUGAAAUGGAUGGAUGAUGCAAAGAAGGCGCAGGCAAAGAGUCUGCUUGAGGAACGGCGGAGGGCACAUCUUGGGUCUGGGAAUGCUGCCCCCCAGUCUUUGGGGGAAGGCGAACUCAGGCCUGGGGGUGCUGACGGUGCACAAGUUGAAGUAGGUCCUGAGGGGAUUGCAGGCUUGGCUCAGGCCCUAGGUGGAGAAGGCCACCCUCCGGAGAAGUUGGCCGCACAGCCAGAGCGGAAAAGGCAGAAGAGAGAAGUGGUGGACACUGACAAGAAGCCUGAUGAUGUCAAGCAGGGCUUGGAUGAAGUUCUCAGCAAGCGGAAGGCCCCAGUGCCAGCUGGAAGUGCUCUCAAGAUGACGAAAGGUGACAAAAAGAAGAAGAAGUCAAAGAAGAGGAGUGACAAAAAGAAGAAAAGGGAAAGGAAUGACAAGAAAGAUGGCUCUAGUGGCACUUCCUCGGAUGAGGAUACAAGCAGCUCUGAGGAUUCGCUUUUUCGAUUGGCCGCCCUGCCAGAAGGAGUAGAUCGCCUGCACCGGCUUCAUCAGGAAAGACCGGGUGCUUUGGGGAACUUGACUUUACGUCGGUUUCAGGAGCUACUCAACCGCUCGACAGGCGGGGGAUCGGCCACUCAGGAGCAAGACUUGCCGCCAGUGGCAAGAGCCUACCUGAGUCAGAUAUACCUGACCAGGAACUCGGAGAGCGCAAUCGGCCUGCGGAACUUGCGAGAGUUACGAACUCUGGCGACCCUUGCGGACAUGAUCGCCAGCAACGAUGCUCUCAGAGCAUUGGACAUGGCCCUCCAGCGGAUGAAGGCAAUCGAGUUGUUCAUCAGUCAGGGGCAAUGGUCCCAGGCCAACCUGCUCGAGCUGAUUCUUCCGGAGGACGAGCAGAGAGCUUGGUUCCGUCAGGAAUUAAAAGCAGCCCAGCAGGAGCACAAGAGCGAAAUGCGGAACCGGGAAGGGCCGGAAGGGCCGAGGAAAAGGAAAGAAAGGAGGCAAGAGAUGGUGAUUGAGGAGAGGAACCCAAUUGGCCUCAGCUACCCUGCUUUGGAAAGAGCGAUGCGAGAGAAUGAGAUUUCCGAGGAGACAGCAGUCAAGGUGAGGGAGCUCCUACUUGAUGAAGAGGUCAUCGGACUCCAUCAGCUCCUACAGAAGUCAGUGAAGGCCAGUCCCAACUGGGUGAAAAUUGAGUUCAGAUUCUUUGAGAUCCUUGCAGAUGUCGCUGGUGACCCGCCCAGUGUUGUCAAGAAGCGGUUGCAGGAGCAUUGCAGCUUUAUUGAAGCGGAAAGGAAUCCAUCCGCCUCGCCAGCCCUAUCUACCCUUCUGGGAGUUGGCAGCCUUCCACUUGGGGUUGAUCCUCGGGUGGGAGAAGGCCGGCUCCUGAGGGUUGAACAGGGGGUCGAAGUGAGAGCGGCAGAGGUUGAAUGGAAAAAGGAGGAUGGUGUGUUUGUGGGGGCGCCCCACAGAGAGCAUGGUUGCACCAUCUAUCACAAGGACUUUGUGAGCCAGCUUGGGCACGAGGCAGUCAGGCAAUCAUUGUCCGGCCAGAAGCUCUAUGUUGCGCCCAAUGAUGUGGAUGGGGCCUUGUGGUUGAUCCGUGAGUUCAAACUUGGUAAAGGACAGCACCUGAGCGUUGAGGGUUGGAGGCAGAGAAUGGAACGAGGCUGCUCUCGUGAGAUGUCGUUGAGUCUGACUGGGGUGGUGUUGAAGCUUGGAAUCAUGGAUCGCCCCGGUGAGCUUGGGAACUUUGCUCGAGCUCUUUCUUGCUGUGCUCUGGAGACUUUUCAGCGACAGCCUGCAGAGCUCCUCCCUCUACCUCUGCCCGAGAUGAACGAUGAGGAGCGUUCAAUUGAGGAAGCUGUCCAUAGAUGCAUGAAAGGAGAUGACGAUGUUGGUGGUGCAAGAUGGAUUGAAUUGAGAAAAGAGACGGAGAAAAUUGGAAGAAAAGUAUGGACAUGGUUGCAAUGCUUGGUGGUCAACUUUCUUUACUCCCAAGGGAGUGGUCACCGCAUGUUGACGGAAGGGAUGCUUCACAGCAGAACACCAACAAAAGCUCAGCAGGAAGCCUUGGGACGAUUUUCUGAGAUGAGCCGGAAGUGGCUGGAGGAGGAUACCGGUGACAGUGUGAAGGCAGAUACAUGGGAAAAUUGUUCAGAAGGCCUGGGAGACAUGUACACAGGGCCGAACAUUGGCAAAUCGUACCCCCUCACGCUGGAGGCGAUUCUGCCUACAACCCCGGGCUCAGGAGAGGCUGCUCGCAUCCCUAUGGUUGAUGUGGUCAGUGACAGCGUGAAGCCCUAUGUGGAAUCUCCGGAAAGUCUCCUGAUCCCUGAGGAGGAGUUGGUGGCUCCCCGCAUCUCAGCGGCCGUGCAGGUGACUUCUCAGCAGGAGUGGAACAAGGUUGUGAGCCACCUUGUGGAUGCAGGAAUGCUGGAAAGAGAAGUAAAAGAGGAGACAUUGAGAUACAAGGAUCAGCCUGUGAGAAAUGGAGCCUUUGGAGUGCAUAAGGCCUGGGUUCUGAAGGAAGAUGGAAGCUGGCUGCGGACCCUGCGGCUCAUCAUCAACAUGAUCCCGGCCAACAGCUUUCAAAGGAGGAUGCCGGUACGUGCCUCUGAGAAAAUGGGCUAUGCGCCUCUAUGGGGCAAUUUGUACUUGCAUGAUGAUGAAGUAAUCAUCUGCUCAGCUGAAGACCAGAAGCAUUGUUUUCACAUCUACCGACCAGGGUAUUCAUGGAGAGGCUUGUUCACGUUGAACAAGAAGGCGGCUGGUGAGUGCUUCAAAGAUGGAAAUGAUCAGAUGAGCUAUCCACGGGUGAAGAGCGCACCAAUGGGUUGGAACAAUGUGGUUGACUUCAUCCAAGAUGGGUUUGAAAACAUGGCAAGGGAAGCAGGGCUGCCUCCAAACCAGAUCAUCAGGAUGGGAGAGCCAAGUCCAUUGGUGCCAUUGGAAACCCCCAGGAGUUUCUUUUCGUUCUAUGUGGACAACUUUGAUCAGUUGAAGCUGGUCUGGCGGACAGACCAAGGUCUCUAUGAGGGGUUCCCAAGUGAGGAACAACUGAAGUUGAGGGAGAAGAUGAAUCAGCUGACAGUUGGACGGGAUCCAAAGAAAGCUGCUGAGGGAACAAUUUCAUGGAGCAGUCUGGGAGCCGAAAUUGCUGGAAAGGAAGGUUGGGUUGGCAGUGCACGAAGCUUCCGAAAAGCGUUGCUGGGUGCAAACCUUGGGCUGCUGGUCGGGGGGGAGGUCCGUGCCGACUCACCCAGCCUGCAGUCUGUGGUUUCUAAGAACAUGCACUCGGUGCAGUUCUGCCGGCAACUGGCCUGCCUCUUCGAUAGGCUCUAUGUGGAAAUGAAUCAGGAGAAGCCACGCAUCAUGACAGAGCAGGCAAAAGAUGAGCUUCUGCUUUUGAGUUGUGGGCUGCCUAUGCACUGGCUUGACCUGCGAUUGAAGGUGUCGGGUCAAGUGUAUGCUACGGAUGCCAGUCCUGAGGGUGGCGGAGCUUGUAGUAGCACCUCGCUGAGCCCUUGGGGCAAUGCCCGCCUCCAGAGCAUGUCGCAUGAAACUGAAGGUCUAGAAGGAGGCGGCACCCGCAACGCCUUGGUAGUGGAAUGUUUCGCGGGCAUGGGUGGCCUCAAGCAGGCCCUGGAUCUCCUGGGUUUCGAGCCAGCAGGGGUGAUUGCCAUUGACAAUUCCCCGGAGUGCAGUCGGAUUUACCGGCAGCACUGCCGCCAUGCCAUUUGGAUCCAGGACAUUACAACGAUCACUGAGGCACAGGUGAUAGAAUGGCGGAGGAGAUUCCCAAAAGUCACACAAGUCAUCUUGGCUGGAGGAUGGCCCUGUGUAAACCAUUCCCUGUUGAAUGUGCACCGGCAGGGUGCAGAAGGUGCUACGAGCAAGCUUCUUGACGGCAUGCUCCAAAUUCGGCAAUGGCUCAAAGAAUGCAGCAGGAAGCUCAACCUGCCUGAGUGGAAACUGGUGGAGAUGUACGAGAAUGUUGUCAUGGAUGAUGGGGACUUCAAGGUGCAGACGAAGAAGAUAGGCUUCCUUCCAUACUUCAUGGAAGCGGCUCAGCUGGGCCGCUGUAGGCGACCACGUCUCUAUUGGCUGUCAGGAGUGGACAUCAUUCCUGGAGAUGACUUGAAGGUUUUGCAGAGGGUCAUUAUGCGAGGACAUGAAUAUCAUGUCAAGGAAGUCAGAGUGGAUACAGAAAGGCUGCCUCUGGAGUGGUUCCUGGAGAAGGGUGCUUCCAAAAUGAAAGGCCCUGAAGACCCUUUCGCAACCUUCACGAGGCCAAUUCCACGUCAAUCUCCUCCGGACAGCCCUGCUGGGCUGGACCAGGCCUCAGAACGAGCGAAGAAAAGAUGGCAAGGAGACAGCUUCCGGCUGCAGGUGUAUCAGUAUGAAGAGCGGAACCUGGUGGUUGACAAGAACGGCCCUCGUCGCCCCCUUCCCGAAGAACAACUUCGAAUGAUGGGGUUCUGCUCGAACCAUCUGACAGCCAAGAAUCGUUUGAGCAAUGAUCUGAAGGGGCAAAUGAUUGGCAAUAGCUUCUCUGCCAUCUCAGUCGCCCGUCUCCUAGUUGGACUGGUUGCUACACCAGAACAAUGCAAGAACAAAGAUGUGACCUUGCUGCUAUGGCAGGUCUGGCAGCAAAAGGAGCAAAAAGCCCGGCAAGAGGAUAAGCCUUGGAAGAUAAGGUUUUCAAGCGUGGCUGCAGGGGCACCCGGGGCGGUGAGUCUCGUUCACGAGAUCUUGCCGUCACCUGUCGCUCCGUUGCGGUCGCUCAUUGACCCACAAGGAUGGCUGACCGAUGAGGAGGCCUUGAGCUACCUCCUGGCCCGAAAUGGAACUCAUCGCAAUGCCGAAAUCAGGGUCGAUUUGGGAAUGCCCUAUGCUGUUGGCGAACUUUGUCGACAGAGCGUGGAUCCCACACAUUGGGUGUGGAAAGUGCUCCUGUCAUACGCCUGGAAGGAAAAAGGGCAGCACAUCAACGUCUUGGAGUUGGUGGCUGUCCUCGACCUGCUCCGGCGUCAAGCUCGAGAUCCAAAGUUUCACAGCCUCAAGAUGUUGACCCUGGUGGAUAAUCAGGUGGCACUGAGCUGCAUCUCUAAGGGACGCAGUUCCGCCCGAGCACUCCAAGGACCUCUUCGGAGGAUCAGCGCCGUUAGCCUCGCCGCUCACUUUCGAUUAUGUCUGGCCUGGGUGAAGAGUAAGUGGAAUCCCGCUGAUGGGCCCUCGAGGUGGGCCAAAAAGAAACGACCCAAUGCCUAA
Molecule: messenger RNA, 6020 nt
Organism: Cladocopium goreaui
Lineage: Eukaryota; Dinophyceae; Suessiales; Symbiodiniaceae
Source: the annotation of a GenBank genome assembly